AUGGUCCCCUGCUCUCCUGUGGUCCCCUACUCUCCUGUGGUCCCCUUACUCUCCUAUCGUCCCCUGCUCUCCUGUGGUCCCCUGCUCUCUUUUGGUCCCCUUACUCUCCUGUGGUCCCCUUACUCUCCUAUCGUCCCCUGCUCUCCUGUGGUCCCCUGCUCUCUUUUGGUCCCCUUACUCUCCUGUGGUCCCCUUACUCUCCUAUCGUCCCCUGCUCUCCUGUGGUCCCCUGCUCUCUUUUGGUCCCCUUACUCUCCUAUCGUCCCCUGCUCUCCUGUGGUCCCCUUACUCUCCUGUGGUCCCCUUACUCUCCUAUGGUCCCCUUACUCUCCUGUGGUCCCCUGUCCCCUGCUCUCCUGUGGUCCCCUUACUCUCAUGCUCUGGAUCCUCAUUUGA
Molecule: messenger RNA, 396 nt
Organism: Knipowitschia caucasica
Lineage: Eukaryota; Metazoa; Chordata; Actinopteri; Gobiiformes; Gobiidae
Source: the annotation of a GenBank genome assembly